Messenger RNA from Zootermopsis nevadensis, 4125 nucleotides. RefSeq names its product sirtuin 7 (gene Sirt7). Gene Ontology annotation, cellular component: nucleus; chromatin. NCBI's taxonomy places the organism in Eukaryota, Metazoa, Arthropoda, Insecta, Blattodea, Termopsidae. Gene Ontology annotation, molecular function: NAD+ binding; histone H3K18 deacetylase activity, NAD-dependent. The record is from RefSeq and is a predicted model, not a curated record.
CAAUUUGACUGAUGUGCGAUAGACAAAUAUGGCCGUCAAAAGUGAAGUAAAAUGUGGAGUUGCAAGGAGAAAAUCAACCCAGUCAGCCGCAUUUUGUAUUAAAGCGGAAAGGAAUGCCUCAUACAAAAAGGUAUCCUCAAUUCUACAGAAAGCUGAAAUUGAUAGAACAGAUGAAGAAAAAGAAAUGUUGUUCAGCUGUUCGGAAGUUGUCAAAGAAGUCACCAGGAGGAUUGAAAAACGCAAGAAAGUAAAGGAAAGACUUCAAGAAAUAGAGGAUCCUCCUGACCUGUUAGCAGAGAAAUGUCACAAAUUGGCAGAAGCUGUGGCAAAUUCUACAAAUUUGGUGGUAUAUACAGGGGCUGGGGUAAGCACUGCUGCAUGCAUUCCAGACUACAGGGGCACCAAUGGCAUUUGGACAUUAUUACAGCAAGGAAAAGAUAUUGGUCUUCAUGACCUUACACAGGCCGAACCUACACUUACUCACAUGGCCCUCUGGCAGUUGUACAAAGCAGGGGUACUUAAACAUGUUGUUUCUCAGAACUGUGAUGGUCUGCAUCUUCGCAGUGGCCUGCCAAAAAGAGCAUUGUCUGAAGUUCAUGGAAAUAUGUAUAUUGAGGUGUGCUGCCAGUGUAAGCCUACCCGCGAGUAUUGGCGUCUCUUUGAUGUGACGGAGCACACAGCCCGAUUCAGUCAUCGCACAAUGCGACGCUGUUAUUCGUGCCUGGGCCCUUUAGUAGACACAAUUGUACACUUUGGAGAACGUGGAAAAUUGCAUUGGCCUCUGAAUUGGUCUAUGGCUUGUCAGGUAGCAGACAAAGCUGAUGUGAUUCUGUGCAUUGGCUCCAGUCUUAAGGUGUUGAAGAAAUAUCCUUGGUUGUGGGGGAUGGAUAAACCAGCAAAAAAGAGGCCUAAAUUAUACAUUGUAAAUCUACAGUGGACACCAAAAGAUGAUCAGGCAAUUCUGAAGAUCAGUGGAAAAUGUGAUGAAGUAAUGCGACAGGUGAUGUCCCAUAUGAACUUGGAAAUUCCUAACUACAUUCGAAGCAAGGAUCCAAUAUUCAGUCAUGCUACAUUUCUUGAUCCAGCUGAGGCGCAUACAGCUACGCAGCCAUUGCUGAAGCAGCCCCUAGAAGUCAUGCAAGAAAAAUGCCCAAACUGUGGAGACAGUGAGAUGACUGCUUUAUGCUGUUGCAGUGGAGAGAGUCUCCUGCUCAGGGGGGUGAAGUGUGAAGCUGGUGAAGUAAGCGGUAGUUGUCAUAAAACUGAGAUUGGUGUUUGUACGAAGGAAGAUCCUUUAUCUGAGGAAUUACACAUGCUCAAGAGGAACCAUGGCAAUUUUAAUUUUGUAAGAGUGGGCACCGAAGUUACACAAGAAGUUUGUGCUGUGGAUAGACGUGUUGAGAAUGCACCUGAGGUACUGGAUGAGAAUUGCUUCAAGAAAGAGUUGAAAAAGAACAGUACAAUGACAGUAUUAGUAGGUGAUAAUUGGUUUCAGAACCAGUCAGAUAACAUCACUCUGGAUAAAGAAACAGACAGAAAGUUUGGCUCAGAUUUUCCACAUAAUGAGAGUGUUACAAGUAUGAUUGGCCUAAAGAUGGAUUCAGAUUCUUUUGAUCAGAUUUUAAAUUCUGAUCAAAGUAAAUGUGAUCCAAAUUCCCUCCAUGUUAAAGAUAUUAUUGUACAAUGUAGUACAUCAAUGAACCUUCAGAAGUGUAGGUUUUCAGUGGGUAGUAAUUCUCAGUCUCUUAGCAGUAUUAACAGCGCAGGUUGUGAGAGAGGUACAAGUUCCAUUACAGAAGCUAGGUAUACAAAUGAACCACCUCUGCACCACAGUAUUUCAGUUUUGUCAUUGCAGUCUUUGACUCAAAUUCUUCAGAUAGAGCAUAACUAUAGUAAGAAAUCUAUCAGUCGCAGAAUGGACAAGGACAGUCAGUGCACUGAGGAAAGGAAUUCAAAAUUUAAAGGUAUUAGAGGAUCUGUGCAUUCACUUGAAAGUAGAAGAGACAGCACGCAAUGUAAACGUUUGAAAACUAACAGGACUGAAAUGGAAGGUACUAUGUCUUUCCCUCUUUUACCCCAGUUAUCCUCACAACAGAGUACAAAAAAAAUUAUAGGAACAGAAAAGACUAAGGAUGAAAAGCAAAUCUGUGAUGAUAAAUAUGAUUUUAGUGACACCAAAAUGUGUUCAUUCUGCAAGUCAAAUUACAGUUCAAAUAGAUGCCUAUUUUAUCCUCGGUGGACUUCCAAAUUUGAAAAUAUUACAUUAGGAUCUCAAGUUUCAAUCUGUGAAUGCUGUGAUACAGAUGAUGAAGAUGGUGAUACUGAUGAUGAUCUUGAAACAUGCAAAUCAGAAGGUGGUGAUACCCAUGACAGUUGUGAAGGUAAAGGAAGCUCUGAUGCCAGUAAGAUAAGUAAAGUUCCUAAUAUAAAUCCAGGCUGGUAUGGAAAGGGUUAUCGCAAGCGUACCAAGAAGAAACGUCAUGAAAAAUUGUGAUGUAGUUGAAGUGAAUGAUGAUAUUACAGGGCUGUUCCACUUGUGAUCCCUAGGCUGAAAAUACAAGGAACAGAGUUCAAGUGAUCCAUAGAAUACAAGCUGGAUUAACUCAGUUGUUGGCUAUGGUUUCAAUGUCCUUGGUAUGACUUUUUGCAGGGGCAGUGGAUAUUCUCUUCACCGCUGUGUUUAGGCCGGUGCUGAGGUAUCUAAUUCAGGAAUAAGUAGAGCAUGAUACUGAUCUCUUAUCUCCAUCUCGUGCCAAGAUUAUGCGUGUGCAGGGCUUUGGCUUCUUCUGGUAAACCUGUACUCCUUCCAGGUGUAGUGCUUGGGGACACAGGAAACUUUCACAUUACCCGUAGUACAGUAGAACUAUGUAUGGGUAUUCUUUGUUUUUAAACAAUUUUGAAGGAAAAGAACUAUUUUUUAUGACCAUUAAUAUCAAUAGUUUGUUGUUCACGUAGGAAUAGCAUAACUCGUAAUCAUAGAGAAACUUUGAGUAAUAUGUAUUCCGUUCAAAAGAAACAGACUGAAAUUAAUUUCACAUGCUAUGAACUUUAUCAGCAAAAAUAGAAAAUUUAAAUUUUUAUGUAAUUAUAGGUGACUGAAAAGAUGUCAAAUGUUUACAUAGUAAUAUUUUGUUUUUCACAGUCUGUCAAAGCAAAUGCCAUGAUAGACCAUGACUGUCAAUGAAUCAUGCAUCACCUUUUGUCCAUCUUGGCAUUAGAUGGAGCUAACAGUUAUAUUCCUGCUUCUUUCCUCCAUUCAGCGAGUCUGAACUGAGUAGACUCAGUAACCAGUCAUGAGCGUACAAAAGACAAGGUUCCAAUUGUCCUUGUUUGAAUUGGGAUGUAAUGAAGUGAACCAAAUAAUUUUUCUUUGAAUUAAAAACAUUUGUUUAAGUGAACUGGAGACCCACCCUCUGCUACUGCUUAUUAUCAUUAAUUUAUUUUUGAACAUAACUGAACCUGGACAUUAGAACACUGUUUCAUAUUGAACAGUGUUUUUAACCUAUAUGAUUAAAUACAGAUGUGGGCCACAAAAUAUCAGAAGUGGAACUGUCCUUGAUUUUUAUAAUGCUCACUCGCACAUGAAAAAUGCCAAAUGUCUUAUCCGUGUUGUCAGUAUUCCCUUCAUAUUGCCAGAUAGUGAUAUUUUAAUAUAACAGCAAGGUAGCUUUAUACUUGCCUGAUUAAGGGACCCAGAAACAGAGCAUGCACAUGUUACACAUUGAUUGUGUAAAGUUAUGAUAAUAAGUGAGUGAAAAGCAUGUGAGCGUAAGUAACUCGGACUUCUGGGUAGUAUCCUCUAGGUCAGUGCUUCCCAACCAUUUCUGUUGUGUAGUGCACUUUAAAGAUUACUUUACAUUUGUUAUGGAAAAAAAAGAGUAAAUAUACUGGUGGGUAAUAGCAGCAAUCCAUAUUACAGAAAUAAACUUUCUGUUCAUAAUUUCUUGGCUGUUCUAUAUGGACAUCCUCCCCUAUAAUUUCUCACUUAAUAGCAGGACAAAAAUUACCAGCUUUUACAAAACUCACUAAUAAUAAGAAAAGAAGUAGAGCAGUACACAUAUAUUAUAUUUGGUAGGCCAUACUGUACAAUCCUGUUCCAUUGUAAAAAGUAAAAGUAAAGUUUGU